This is a messenger RNA of Fusarium tjaetaba, 222 nucleotides long. RefSeq lists its product as uncharacterized. The coding region runs from base 1 to 222 and encodes 73 amino acids. The transcript is spliced from 2 exons. Lineage: Eukaryota; Fungi; Ascomycota; Sordariomycetes; Hypocreales; Nectriaceae. The record is from RefSeq and is a predicted model, not a curated record.
AUGUCCAUGCCUACCAGCUGGACGUCAGGCGCUGCGUAUGGCCUUGUAGCCAAAGCUACUCUCGGUCCCGAAGAAGUCAUUCCCAUGUUCCUCCUGGUUUCUUUCCGGGACAAAACAAACACUUCAGUGCCUGUUGCUUAUGCUGCAAACCAUAGCCGCGAAGUCGCAGGUGCUGGUUCCCUCCGAGACUGGCACAUUCUUGCCGAGUUCAGUGAACAUUAA